AUGGCAGAGCAAGAGAUGUUCAGCAGCGUGGCCUCUAAGUUCAUGGCUCUAUACAAGGAACGAGUGGUCAAGAAAUUCAGAGAAGCGUCAGACACUCGGCAAUUGGAUGCACUGCUUCAAAACAAUGAAUUCGCUCGGACGUUGUUUGGACUAAGCCAAACUUUGUGCACUCGAUAUGAUUCUGAUGUAUGGCAGGCUAAGGUGUUAGACACCAUCGAUUUAGAGAGCAUAUAUGCAAAUGUGGACUCGAUGGAAGGAUCAGAAGAUGAUUAUGUGGAUAGACUUGUCAAGGAAUUACUACGAUAUUUCAAAAACGAUUUCUUCAAAUGGUGUAACAAACCUGAUUGCGUACACUGCGGCAACUCCGGUGAGGAGAUGAUGGGGGCUGGCCACGAGGGUCCUAAUUCUGUCGAGCGUCAAUUUGAUUGCGGUAUAGUUGAAGUCUACAAGUGUCCGAAGUGUCAGAAAAUGACAAGAUUUCCACGCUACAAUGAUCCAUUGAAACUCCUGGACACCCGUCAGGGUCGCUGUGGAGAGUGGUGUAAUCUGUUCAUGCUGUUUUUGAAAUCUUUCGGUAUUGAGUCGCGGUAUAUAUGGAACCGUGAGGACCAUGUAUGGUGCGAAUUUUAUUCUACUAAUCUCAACCGUUGGGUUCAUUUAGAUUCCUGCGAGCAGAGCUUUGACGAGCCUCACAUUUAUUCCGUGAAUUGGAAUAAGCAAAUGAGUUAUACGAUAGCCUUCAGUAACAAUGGAACCAAUGAUGUCAGCAACAGAUACAUUGUUAAAAACCAGCUACCUAGGGAUCAAAUUUCUGAAGGUGAUCUUCGGUAUUUACUGAAAACUAUUACAAAACGGUUGCGUUCCACUUUGAACGACAAUGAAAUCUGUAAGCUUGCUUUUAGAGAUGAACGCGAGCUUCUGGAAUGGGUGGGUGGUAAUACCUUGAUGGCAACAAAGACGCGAUCUGCAUUUAUGGGAAGGGUGAGUGGUGCAGCAAGUUGGAAAAAACAACGUGGUGAAGAUGGAAAAUCAUGA
This is a messenger RNA of Lachancea nothofagi CBS 11611, 1035 nucleotides long. NCBI's taxonomy places the organism in Eukaryota, Fungi, Ascomycota, Saccharomycetes, Saccharomycetales, Saccharomycetaceae. The record is from the annotation of a GenBank genome assembly.